AUGGAUGCGGAGAGUGAUGUUGCCUUGGACAUUUUAAUCACAAAUGUAGUCUGUGUCUUCCGAACAAGAUGUCAUUUAAACUUGCGAAAGAUUGCGUUAGAGGGAGCAAAUGUAAUAUACAAGCGUGAUGUUGGGGUAAGUUACUUCUCAGUUUUAGUUCACUCGUUGACUUCUUCUAAUAAGGCAUAUUCAACACAUAUACACCAAUGUGUUGAUUUUCAUUCUCUAUGCAGCAGUUUUGUUAGUGUUUCAGGGGCAUUUUUCUUUUAAUAUGAAAUUGCAGAAUUUAACACCGUCAUACCCAAUUUCAAAAUACUGCCAUUGAAGACUUCUGAAGUCGGGUGAUCUGAUAAGUUUCAUUUCUGUGUUUUUCAUUUCUGUGUUUUUUUAUAUAUAUAUUUUUUAAAGUGACAAAAUGCAGCUGUUUAUUGAGCAGUACAUGAUUCAACACAUUCUGAAUUUUCGUUAACCCCACCUUUUUUAAUAAGUAUUGUGUCAUUUGUGUGAAGGUCAUCUCAAUAUUGCAGAUACAGCAGCUUUGAGGAAACAUGUGUUGACAUAUACAGCAUAUUUGUUUGAUCAGAGGUGUGUGUGGUGUUUGAAAACAUUUUUUUAAAAAGACUUAAACUUGCUAAGUGUCAGAUUGUAGCCUAUGUAUGUGAAGUUCUUGACAGUGUGCUUUCUUUCUAUUAGCUUGAAAUUCGAUUAUCAAAACCUGUAGCAAAGCAAAAUGUGCAUUACAGCGGUACCUUGUGUUGCGAACCGUCCCCCUUACGAAUGCUUCGGGUUACGCACUCCGCUAACCCGGAAGUAGAUGCCCCUUGUUACGAACUUUGCCCUGGGAUGUGAGCGGAGAUCGCACUCCAGUGGUGCGGCAGGCACCAUUAGGGAAAGCGCAUGUUAUUAGGGGUUUCCGCUUAUGAACGGACCUCCAGAACGGAUUAAUUAAUAAUUCACAAUUAUUAUAUAACCGGAGGUACCACUGUACUAUAACCAGUAAUAAGCAGUAGAUAUUUCAGUGACCAAACAUGCAAGAGAAUGUUAUUUUUGGUAGUGUGACUACCAUGUGUGCCAUUAGGAGCUGGCUUGGUGUAGUUGUUAGAGCAUCAGAUUAGUACCUGGGAGACCAGGGUUCAAGUACCCACUCAGCCAUGAAGCUCACUGGGUGAUGGAUGACCCUGGACCAGUUGCCUGACUCUCAGCCUAAUCUACCUCACAGGGCUGUUGCGAGGAUAAAAUGAGGAGAACUAUUUACACCACCUUGGAGGAAAUGUGGAAUAUAAAUGCAAGAAAUAAAUGAGUUUACUCCCCUUUCAUUAAAAUAAUGACUAUUGGGGAAGUUCAAGGGCUGAAAUAGUUUUUUAAAAAAAAAAAACUUUGGAGUUCAUUAACGCCUUUAAAAAACAGGAGUGCAUACAUGAAAAAAAUAAAAAAAAUAUUUAUUGUCCUGUUACAACUGCCUGUCUACAUGUUAGAAGCAAAGAUAGCAAAAGAUAGUUGCAAGAAAUACUGUAUAGUGUGUUAAUUAAAUAGAAUAAAUUAAUGUCUAAAAGCUUUACCCUUUGGUUAAGGUUAAAGUUAUCCAGAAGGAAGCCACGAUGAAAUUAACAAAUAAUGGGAAUAGUAACAUGAACAUAACAAUAAAAGUGUAUGAGCUUUAGCAAAAAUGGCAGCAUUUGAACCUGUAAUUCAUUGUUCUCUUUUGCUACACCAGGAAGUUUCUUUGUUUAAAGUAUAUUUUUUCCUGACUGAUUUCAGAAAGUAUUAAUGAAACUUCGGAAACCAAGGAUUACAGCAACAAUUUGGUCCUCAGGAAAAGUAAUUUGCACAGGAGCUACAAGGUAUAUAUUGUUUGUGUUUUUUAUCAUCCAUAAAAUCACUUCUGUGUUGCUGUAUUUUAACCCUUGCUCCCUUAACUUCUUAACCAAUCGCUUGUGUGGUUUUUUUCCUAUCUAGUGAAGAAGAAGCUAAAUUUGGUGCCAGACGAUUAGCUCGUAGUCUGCAGAAACUAGGUUUUCAGGUAAUUCUUUCAAUCACUGAUGAAUUGUGGCCUUUUAAAAUGUUUUUAAUUCAGAGAAUUGCUGUUUAAAGAGAUCUGUUUCUAGAAAACCAGGUGAUUAGGCUUACUGCUGAGCAGAUUUCCAGAAAUUUGCUUGGCAAUCAUGAGUGCUCUUCCUUUGCAUUGCAAGUCCCUGGGUUUUGUGCUUAUAUAAAGAACCACACACAUAGGAGAUAAACCAUACCUUUCUACUUGUGGGAAGGAAACAAGGGGUGACGCUCUGUUCUUUUUCUGCAAAAGUUUUCGCUGCUGGUGCUGCCUUAUAAAAAGGGGAAGGGAAAGGAGAAAGCAGGCCUUUUUAUUUGUAUUUAUUCAAUUUAUAUCCUGUCCUCCUUCUCAGAGGAGCCCAGGGCAGACAAGUAUAAAACACUAAAAACAUCUUAAGACAUCGGUUUCUCAUUUGCUCUGGCAGGCACAAACCUUUGCCAAGUCAAGGGAGAUCACUUGCUGCCACUAAGAGCAAAAGAAGAACUGAACUGUUGCUUUUAAAAGUUAGAGCCCAUCAACAUUUUCUAUAAAAGGGUUUGUUUGAAAUGAAGCAGGAACAUGAUUACAAGAAUGAUUAUGGUUACAAUGAUUGUCUUUCCCAAUACUCAGCAGAAUUUGUGGUUGUUGACAGCCAUUGUAGCCACUAGUAUAAACUAUGCAAAGCUAACUGAACUGAUGUCAGUGCACUUCAGUUAACUGGAAGUUGACAUCCUUUCUGAAAAGGUGUAAAUGGCACAGCCUAGCAACAAUUGAGCACUUUUAGGUUUAAUGUGCUUAAUUCUCUCCCAUUGAAAUCAAUAGGACUUAUUAUCUUUAGGUUUGGAAUUAUUGUGCCUAAAUGUAGCCUUUCAUAGUUGCCUGUGAUCUCCUUCAGGUAAUUGAAAGCCAUAUUAGUACAUUGUUAGUAAGCAAAAGAAUUCCAGUAUAAAUUACACUAAAUUAGGUGUGAUGAGACCUGAAAAGAAACUUACCUUGCCCUAGAACUGUCAAAAAUUUCUAACCAUUAUAGAGUUUUAAUUGCCCUUUAUGUUGUAUUUUUGUUCGAAGUUGUAUUAAACUACUGUUGGCCUUUUAGUUAAAAUGAAGCCAAAAUGUGUAUAAGUCCUUGGCUUUCAGAUUAGUUCCUAAUAUUUUCAUUUGUGUUCUUUUUCUUUCUAAAAGGUGAUUUUUACAGAUUUUAAAGUUGUCAAUGUUUUAGCAGUAUGCAAUAUGCCCUUUGAAAUCAGAUUGCCGGAAUUCACAAAAAGCAACAGACCCCAUGCCAGGUAUAGUAGAUUUUAUAUCUAUUUUCUCUCUCUCUUUUUAUUUUGCAUUUUCAUUUUUUAAAGCGAGCUUUGCAUUUCUCCUUAGUUAUGAACCGGAGCUUCAUCCUGCAGUGUGCUACAGAAUAAAAUCUCUCAGAGCUACUUUACAGAUUUUUUCAACAGGAAGUAUCACAGUUACAGGUAUUCACCUUUUUGUGAAUAAGUAACUUUCUCCGUGUUGUAGCUCAGGUAAUUAAGUGUUUGAUAAGGUCAGCAUGUGUAUAUGACUUCCCACUAAUUUCUGUGUACCUGUGCCAUCUGAUAACUAUUGUUGUAGAUCAGGCAUGUCCAACAGGUCAGUCGUGGGUGUGUCCCAGGUCAAUUGCAGUAUACAGUUCAGUGAUCUCCUUAGUGUUAGUGUUCCUUUUAGGACCCCCUCCCCCAAAGAAAGCUCAACAACUUUGGCCAACCCUCCCCCGCAAAAAGCUCAACAACUCCUGGCAAUGACAAUGGGUAGAUCACAGCUGGUCUCUUUCUACUGUGAGUAGAGUGCACUCUCUUGGGAGUUGGACGUGCCUGUUGUAGAUUAAAACGAGAGUUGGAUUAUGAUUUGUUUUGGAGAUUUCGGUGGUUGUUUGAGCUAACUCAUUAGCAAAUAGGAUUGCUGCAUAUUUAAGAAGAGAUACUUUGAUUUAAGCUGUCUCAUCUCAAAGCCAACAGGGCGCUCAAAACUUAAAUCUAAAGUAUAACAACUGGGUUAUGUGUUGGACUGCUGGACUUGCCGAUGGCAGUGUCCCAGACAAUUUAGAAUACUAAGUGCAGGAAGCAUUCUUUGAAAAAUGAAAGCUUCUCUGCUGGGUUUUGUGCUUCCACUUCCUGUGUGGAUUUCUGGCCUCUUUGUUUCCUGGUUGUCAGUGUGAGACAAUGGAGAUCAGACCAGAAUGUACACAGAUGUGAUGUGGGAUGUGUGCACAUGGGUGAGGUGUGGCAUGUGCUGAACAAGCAUUUUCAGGUUAGUCUGAAUUUACUUCCUACUUUGCCAUGUAGCAGUUUUAAGUAAUGCUAGCAAUGUUGAUAUAUAUUGAGACUAUUGGUCGAUUCAGGUUUGUUAGAGUUUAGUUCAAAAUAUAUUCACGAUCAAGGAACUGAAGCUAUAGGGUUAGCUUUUGUGUGUAUCCUUAUUCUAAUGUUUUAUCUUGUCCUACCCUCAGGGCCAAACGUAAAGGCUGUUGCCACUGCAGUGGAACAAAUUUAUCCAUUUGUGUUUGAAAGCAGGAAAGAAAUUUUAUAA
This is a messenger RNA of Podarcis lilfordi (Lilford's wall lizard), 4582 nucleotides long. Lineage: Eukaryota; Metazoa; Chordata; Lepidosauria; Squamata; Lacertidae. The record is from the annotation of a GenBank genome assembly.